AUGAUUGAUAGCACACUAAUUGAAGAGCUCGGCUUACGUGGCCGGACUGAACGCUUGAACCUACAGUGGUUCGGAGGACGUGCCGCUCAGGAGUCGGCCAUGGUGGUAGAUCUACUCGUGAGUGGUGCCGGUAUGCAAAAGAGACAUAAGUUACGAAGGGUUUAUGGUGUUUCAAACUUGCAGCUGCCUUCUCAGAGUCUGAAUAAAUCCGAUUUGCGUUGCCAUGAAAGCCAAUUGAAUAAGCUGGCAGUUGAACCAUACGCACAAGUCAAGCCAAAGCUGCUAAUCGGACUCGACCACUGCCACCUCGGUUUGCCGUCAACUACAAUGCAGCUAAACAAGUGUGGGCCAUUCGCUGCGAAUACUGAGCUAGGAUGGGUUGUAUUUGGGCCAACAAUGAACUCCGAUCCAUCAUUGCCAUCAUGCUUAUUCGUUAACUGCCACACUGAUCAAUCUCUACAUAAUAUGGUUGCUGAAUACUUCGAGACGGAAAGCUUUGGGGUUCGAGCUGCACCUAUCAUGGAGAGUGAAGCUGACGUCCGUGCUCGGGAAAUCUUGAAGUCUACUACAUGCCGUGUUGAAGGAAGGUACCAGACUGGUCUGCUCUGGAAACGUUCCGACAUACAGCUACCUGCCAGCUAUUCUAUGGCUUUGAAAAGAUUAGCGGGUGUUGAAGCAAAAAUGAGGCGCGAUACAGACUUUGCCGCUGAAUAUAACCGCAUCAUAAGUUCUUACGUCAUGAAGGACUACGCACGAAAGCUGUCGCCAGAAGAAGCCGCUUUAACUUGCAAUAGAACAUGGUACCUGCCUCAUUUUGCCGUGAAGAAUCCAAAUAAGCCAGGCAAGUUACGCAUGGUGUUCGACGCAGCUGCUGAGGUGGACGGUGUGUCCCUUAAUUCACAGCUUAUGAAGGGUCCGCAAGAGUAUCGGUCUUUGCCUGCUAUACUAUUCCACUUUCGGGAAGGAGCAACGGGCGUGUGUGGGGACAUCAAAGAGAUGUUUCACCAGGUGCUGGUUCAACGUGACGACAGAUGUGCGCAACGAUUUCUUUGGCGCCAAGGUGAUACUACCAGACAGCCCGAGGUAUAUGAGAUGCGCGUAAUGACCUUUGGAGCAGCAUGUUCGCCUUGCGCCGCCAAUUAUGUGAAGACGAUCAAUGCGUUGGAGUAUGGCAACAAAGUCAAGGGUGCUACCCGAGCCGUGAAAUCGAUACUGGACUACCAUUAUGUCGAUGACUAUGUCGAUAGCUUUGACACAGAGGAAGAAGCAGCUGACAUAACGAAACAAGUUCGCGCAAUACAUAAGAUGGCCGGUUUCGAUCUUUGUAAUUUCGCGUCAAACUCAUUAAGAGUGACAGAAGCACUUAGUGGUGACGGGAAUAUCCGUCAAAUAGCAAAUAAAGAAGGAGUACUGGUGGACAGAGUCCUCGGUUUGUUUUGGCAGGCAUCAACCGACACUUUUGGGUUUAAACUGAGAUUCAACAACGUAGAUUCCAACGUUUUGGACGGAGGGCGCCGUCCGACGAAGCGAGAACUUCUCAGUGUGGUCAUGUCGAUCUUCGACCCGCUGGGCUUUCUUAGCAACUUUGUAGUGAGCGCUAAGAUCCUCAUGCGGGAAGUGUGGAAGAAUGACAUCCGGUGGGACGAGCCACUGCCAAACAACGUAAACACCGCAUGGGAAGGAUGGCGUAAACAACUGCCAAUGGUCGCCGAAUAUACCGUCCCUCGGCACUAUUAUCGAAAUGGGAAACCUGAAGUUUUGCAGCUCCAUGUUUUCGUCGACGCCAGCGAGGAUGCCUUUGCCGCGGUAGCCUACUGGAGGUCAACUAAUGCCGCCGGUGAGGUUGAAGUCGCAUUUAUAUCUGCAAAAACUAAAUGCGCGCCGAUGAAGUCAUUGACGGUCCCUCGAUUGGAGCUUCAGGCAGCUGUAUUGGGUACGCGUUUGCUGAAUUGCCUACGAGAGGAGCACUCCUUGCACAUCGAUGACUGCGUCAUUUGGAGUGACUCCAAAACAGUGAUCCAGUGGCUUCGAAGUGAACAUCGACGCUAUAAGCCAUUUGUGCAGCAUCGGAUCGCCGAGAUAUUAGCCACAACUACUACUGCAAACUGGAGAUGGCUACCUACCGAGCACAAUGUCGCUGAUGAGGCUACUCGAGCUAAUAACUUUGUCGACUUCAGCUCGUCCGCCCGUUGGUCCUGCGGCCCACCAUUUUUGUUACGAGAAGAGCAGUAUUGCCCGACAGAGAGCUCUACAUGCAAUCAUCAUGAGGAAGCUGACAAGGAACUACGUCCUAAAUUCGCCCUUGCAAUCGUAAGCUGUACGUUUCUAGACUAUAACCGAUUCUCUACAUUCAGUAAACUGGUGAGAACGACAGCAUGGGUCCUGCGAUUCAUUGACGUUUGCCGCCGCCGUAAACCGCCAGACCGAGGCUAUGGGUUGACUGCCAAAGAAGUUGAGACUGCUAAGCUUUGUUUGUGCCGCCUCGUACAACGCGGUGAAUACGCCGAAGAGUUUCAGCACAUCGAAAGCGGUCGCAACCUGCCACGCACCAGUUCGCUCAUUCAACUUUCGCCGUAUAUAGACGAAGAUGGUGUUCUUCGUGUACGAGGACGCAUAGAAGCUGCCAGCUGGCUCCCAAUAAGCGCGAGACGCCCUAUCAUACUACCGCCAAAGCAUUGUUUCUCAAAUCUGGUCGCCAUGCACUACCACGUCAAAAUGCAUCAUCAAAAUCUAGAAGCCACUAUUUGUGAGAUACGUCGCCUUUAUUGGGUACCACGCCUCAGGAGUUUGGUGCGCAGUAUAGUCGCCAAUUGCGCCAUUUGUCGCUUAAGAAAAAUCCAUGCCGUAUCGCCAUUGAUGGGCCCUCUUCCGAUUGAUAGACUCACUCCUUAUGUCAGGCCAUUCAGCUAUACGGGCCUUGAUUACUUUGGACCGAUAACAGUAACUGUUCGCCGCGCCAACGAAAAAAGAUGGGUGGCGUUAUUUACGUGCCUGACAGUCAGGGCUGUGCAUCUGGAGUUGGCUCAUGACCUCAGCACUGACUCAUGCAUAAUCGUAUUGCGCAACUUUAUAAAUCGUCGCGGCGUUCCCGUACGUGUGAGGUCCGAUAAUGGGAAGAACUUCGUCGGUGCUGACAUGGAAGCAAAGCGCUUCAGUGAAGUCUUCGAUUGCAAUCGCCUGCAGGGUGAGCUAUGGCAAAGGGGCGUAGAGUGGAUUUUUAACUCGCCUUUCAACCCGGCAGAGGGGGGCGCUUGGGAACGAUUGGUGCAGUGCGUAAAGAGAGUACUACGAUGCACUUUGAAGGAAACGUCGCCACGGGAGCACACGCUCAACUGCUUCCUAAUCGAGGCGGAAAAUAUUGUGAAUUCUCGGCCGUUGACGCACUUGCCCAUCUAUGUCAACCAGGAGCAGCCGCUGACUCCAAAUGACUUCCUUCUCGGUGAAGCCAACACACCGCGAACACCGAUUGCCAGCGAAGUUCUGGAAACCAAAUGCUUUCUUCGACAACAGUGGCGUCUUGCUCGACAACUAAGGGACCAUUUUUGGAAACGAUGGAUAGCGGAAUACCUUCCGACAUUGACACGCCGGGUGAAGUGGUGCCAAAGAACAAAACCUCUGCAGAUAGAUGACCUCGUCUUCAUAUGCGACCCAAAUAUAUCUCGUCGAGACUGGUGUCGAGGCAAGGUGGAACGUUUGUAUGCAGGAGCGGAUGGUGAGGUCAGACGAGCUGACGUACGCACUUCGAGUGGAUUAAAGCGCCGUGCCGUCUCCAAAUUGGCAGUUCUGGACGUUGAUGAUGGUGAAUCGGGUUGA
Molecule: messenger RNA, 3813 nt
Organism: Anastrepha ludens (Mexican fruit fly)
Lineage: Eukaryota; Metazoa; Arthropoda; Insecta; Diptera; Tephritidae
Exons: 1
Coding region: 1-3813 (1270 amino acids)
Biological process (GO): DNA integration
Molecular function (GO): nucleic acid binding
Source: RefSeq, a predicted model, not a curated record